AAUGAAUGAAUGCGGGGACUCCCUCUGUUUCCUCACUCCAGAUCCACACAAAGAACUCGAGGACUUCCUCCCUCCCCCCCCCUCCGCCGCCAGCCAACCGCUCAGAAAAACUACCCCGAAAAUGUCAACAACACACCAACCCCCACCAACAGAGGAGGAGGUCCCCAAAACAGCCUCACCACCACUCUCCCCAUCCUCCCCAACCGACAAGCAUGCCACCAGCACACCCACCGCCGAUACCGCCAACACGUCGCUCACUGCUGACGAAAAGUUGCCCGAGAAACAGAACACAGCGAGUUUGUUGAUGCCGCCCAGUCCGAGAUCAGUCGUCCCGCCGACCCAUUAUGUCCCGCCGGCGGUUGAGGGCGAUACGCUUAGUGUUGGUGAGAGCGCAGCAACAACAAUCCAACCCCGCCCCUACCCCACCCGCAAAAUCCGCCGCCCAUCCCAAACCAACUCCAUCUGCUCCGAAGUCUCCCGCCUCUCCUACAUAACUCUCCCAGGGUCCGUCAUCGGCGACGACGGUUUCGCCCCCGGCGUGCUGUUCGAGUACUUCAAGGGCGAGUUCACCGGUCUUCCCGAUUUCAAUACCCUGCAAGCACAUUCGGCCGGCGUGAUGAAGAGUAUUGCGGUGGAUGGGGAGACUGAGAGGGAGGUGUUUGAUCACGGGUUGAAGAGGGCGAGGCCGACCGAAGUGGGAAACUUUGCGGUGCGGUACACGGCCCAAGUGAAGAUCCCACACGCGGGUCCAUGGACAUUCUACCUCGCCUCAAACGACGGAGCAGCCCUCUACAUCUCAGGCAAAAAAGUGAUCGAGAACGACGGCUCGCACUAUGUAACCGAGAAAGAAGGAUCGAUCAAGAUCCCCGCACCGGGUUACUACACCUUCAGCGUGUGGUAUUUCCACAAGAACGGGAAAAUGAUGGAGGGUGUGCGGACCGGCGCGUACCUGACACUAUCCUACUACUUUGCCGGGUCCGGAUGGCUCCCCUUCCCCACCGACCGUGUAUCCAAACAAGUCAUCCCGGACUCCGCUUACGUGCAUAACCCGGCCGACGAGCGUGUUGUGAGGAUAUUGGAUGCUAGUCGGGCUUUGACCUGGGACUUACCCGACGCGACGGAAGACGCCGAAACCACCAUCGCGAACCUCGAAAAGGACCUGCGGGAUAUCUCCGACCGCCUCAUCACACUCCAAACGGCCCUGGAGCACUCCCGCCGGCACACCGCGACCCUUGUCCGCGCGCUCGCUACCCAACGACUGUUCCGCCCAACCGAGCAAAUCCUCGCGGACUUGGACACGAGACAGGGGGAGGAUGAGUGGGAACUGUUGCAUGCGCGGCAGAAAGAGUUUGUGGAACAGCAUGUGGGGGAUGUGGCGAGAUUGAAGACGGGGUACUUUUUUGCGUUGGGCGUGCAUUAUAAGCUGCAGAAGGGGUGUUUUGGGUUCAGUAUACAGGUAUGAAGCGGGGCGCGCGACCAGUGAAGCCCUUCGAAGCUUGUCGUUGUUUGAGGUUCUGAUUUAGUGUAUUUUUUAUGUUUUUUUUUGUUCAGGAUGCGUUUGAACAAUGCAC
This is a messenger RNA of Fimicolochytrium jonesii, 1571 nucleotides long. RefSeq lists its product as uncharacterized. The record is from RefSeq and is a predicted model, not a curated record. The transcript has 5 exons. Lineage: Eukaryota; Fungi; Chytridiomycota; Chytridiomycetes; Spizellomycetales; Powellomycetaceae. The annotation marks the transcript as partial.